Messenger RNA from Guyanagaster necrorhizus, 954 nucleotides. RefSeq lists its product as uncharacterized. Bases 276 to 854 code for a protein of 192 amino acids. NCBI's taxonomy places the organism in Eukaryota, Fungi, Basidiomycota, Agaricomycetes, Agaricales, Physalacriaceae. The record is from RefSeq and is a predicted model, not a curated record. The transcript has a single exon.
GUCGAACGCCUAGCAGCCCUCGGCUGGGGUGAAGAGAUCAAAGAAAUGGAUAAUGAGACUGUCCUGCGCCGUCACAAGUUGGUUUGGCAAGUCAAGCCACUUACGGAUCGAAGUAGGUCUUGCUUUCUGACCAAUUUUGAGGCUAAUAGUGUUGGCACCUCUUGUCUAGUCUGGUCCGCAAUAGAACCAGCUAUGAUUGAGUUGAUGGAAUCACUUAAAGCCAAAAGGCUCGAUGGAUGCUAUUGAAAGCAGGUCUCGUUUAUUCGGAGGACCCGAUGUACAUUACCUUUUCCUCCGAAUCCCAUCUGGUGAUGCCCAAUUUCGCAGAUAUUGCUCUCAGCUCACUUUCUCCGGCCUUAUAUUCAACAAACUACAUGAUGAAGAGGUAUCUUGCUGAGCCCCCGACGCACACCGAAGAAAUUGUUGCAGAUUGGCAGGAGACUAAGGCUUCCGAACUUCAAACUCUACUCGUAAUUCGAAUGUCAGUUGCAAUCUUCAAGGACCUGGCGGUUUUGGUCUUCGACUGCUCGACAUAUAGUUUUCAACUAAGAUAUCCUCGUGUUCUUAUGCACAGUUGUCAUCCAGAGGACUGGCGGUUCCCCACUGGCACUAUUACCGAGUACGAAAUGGUCUGGCGCACUGUUCUGUAUCAGGAGCCAUGGUCUGUCAGAAAUUUGCGUAUCUCGUCAUCCAGUGUCGAAAACGCUAGAGCUGUAGUGCGUGUAUGCCAGAUACGGCAACGUCUAACCGUAGUCCUGGCUUGCACGUGCUUCCAGAAUCAGUUCCUGUACACCUCUGUGGAAGGCCAAGUCCUCCGAAGGAGAAAUAGUUUUCCGAGUCAAAAGUUUCCUUAGAUACAUUUCAAUCUACCGGAAAUCUUUGGUUCCGAACGGAUGGAUCAUGUGUGCGCGGGUCUGAAGAUAUGGAAUAAGGCUAGUCUACUAGGAAGUAGCA